Molecule: messenger RNA, 1617 nt
Organism: Rotaria sp. Silwood1
Lineage: Eukaryota; Metazoa; Rotifera; Eurotatoria; Philodinida; Philodinidae
Source: the annotation of a GenBank genome assembly
AUGGGAUUUUUUAUUCAAGAUCUUUAUCGAGAAAUGGAACGCCUGCAUUCAGAGGCUCAAUAUACGGACAAAAUAAUCGUUUAUCGAGGACAAGGCUUAUCAAAUGCCGAUUUUGAAACGAUAAAAAAAGGUAAAGAGGAUCUUCUCUCCUUUAAUAACUUUUUAUCGACAAGUGCUGAUCGAGAUGUAAGCUUGAUGUUUGCAGACAGCGCUCGAUCAAAUCUUGAUAUAAUAGGAGUUCUAUUUCAAAUGGAAGUCGAUCCAUCUAUUUCGUCAAUUCCAUUCGUUCAAAUAAACAUCUUCGAUGAAGAUCGAGAGAUUCUCUUUUCAAUGCACACUGUUUUCCGAAUUAGUGAUAUCCAACAAAUCGACAAUCAGUUAUGGCAAAUAAAGCUAAUAUUAACGAGUGACACUGAUUCACAAUUGGAAUGUUUGGCCGACUAUAUUCGGAAUGAAAUUGAGGACGAAAAUCCUUUAAAUCGUUUAGCCUUAUUAAUGAACAAAAUGGGUCAUUUCGAUAAAGCUAAAGAAAUCUAUACGACCUUGCUAGAAACUACAUCUUCAGCUACAAAUUAUAGCAGUAUUGGUUUGAUAUAUCAAUCAAUGGGAAAUUAUUCUACCGCAUUGUCUUACUAUGAAAAGACGCUUGAAAUUGAUAAAAACUCUCUUCCAUACGAUCAUCCAUCGUUAGCCAUUACAUAUAACAACAUUGCCGGCGUUCAUCAAUCCAUCGGAAACUAUUCAUUGUCACUCUCAUUUUAUACGAAAGCACUCGAAAUUAAGCAGAAGAGUCUUCCACCAAAUCAUCCAUCAUUGGCAACUACCUACAAUAAUAUCGGCGAAGUGUAUAGUUCAAUGGGCGAAUACUCUAAAGCACUUUCAUUCUAUGAAGAAGCAUUAAAGAUUCAGCGAAAAUACUUUCCGUAUAAUCAUCUAGCGUUGGCUAUUACGUAUAACAACAUUGGUUCAGUACAUCGAUUACUAGGAAAUACUUGCAUUGCAAUCGAGUUCUAUGAUAAAACACUUGAAAUCGAGCUUCAUUAUCUUCUACCCAAUCAUCCAUCAUUGGCUAUUACUUACAACAACAUUGGUCUUUUGCAUAGCUCCAAAAAAAACUAUCCAACUGCUCUUUCUUAUUAUGAAAAGGCGCUUGAAAUUGGACACAAAACCCUCCCAUCGGAUCAUUCAUCGUUAGCUUUACUCUAUAAUAACAUUGGUGAAGUUUAUGAUUCAAUGGAAAAUCAUUCAGUAGCGCUAUCUUUCUAUGAAAAGUCACUAGAAAUUCUACAGAAAUCGCUUCCACCUAAUCAUCCAGAAUUAGCUGCUGUUUAUAACAAUAUUGGCGAGGUAUAUCGAUCGACAGGAAAUUAUUCAAGAGCAUUGUUAUAUUAUGAAAACACGUUAAAAAUUGAACAAAAAGCUCUUCCAUUGAAUCAUCCAUCGUUGGCCAUUACCUAUACCAAUAUGGCUGUAGCAUUAGAAGAUCUUCAGCGAUAUAACGAGGCUAUUGAACUUACAGAACGAGCUGUUGAUAUUAUUCGUCAUACCUUUGAAUCCAAUCAUUCAAAAACAAAAGAAAUUCAAAAUUACCUAGACAAACUUCGAAAAAAACUUUAA